Cryptomeria japonica (Japanese cedar) is the source of this 2358-nucleotide messenger RNA. RefSeq names its product sugar transporter ERD6-like 6. Gene Ontology annotation, molecular function: sugar transmembrane transporter activity. The record is from RefSeq and is a predicted model, not a curated record. NCBI's taxonomy places the organism in Eukaryota, Viridiplantae, Streptophyta, Pinopsida, Cupressales, Cupressaceae. The coding region runs from base 367 to 1851 and encodes 494 amino acids. Gene Ontology annotation, cellular component: membrane. Gene Ontology annotation, biological process: transmembrane transport; carbohydrate transport. The transcript has 18 exons.
UGGCACGCAAGGAGUUGAGAUAUACACACAAAGUAUACACCAGAAUAAUUUAAUAAUAAAUAAUACAAAGGCUGCAGAUCAAUUUGAUCUCUAUUUGUAUACACCCAUCGCCUCAGAUUUUCGUUCAGUUGCUGAUUUGGAAGACAGUUUGGAUAAACUUAGCCAGCUGUUUCGUAGUUUUGACACUAAUUUGGUUGUUUAAAUCCCCACAAAUUUUGAUUUCUGUGCAGAGGCAAAAUUUAGAGUUGGGUAUUUGAUUUCUGAGCAGAUUUCUGCCAUUUGGCAAUACAAACAGACAUUCGUGGUUCACAGUGAAGGUUUCCAUUAAAUUGAAGCUUGUCUGUAAGUGAUAAUUCAGGGGAGGAUAUGGAUUACAGUGAUGAAGCGGAGAAUGGAAUGGAUGGAAAGCGGCCUCUUUUGGUGCCCGAGAGAGGGAGUUCGCGGCCUCUUUUAUUGCCUGAGAGAGGCAUGUCCAGUUACAGGGGAUCUGAGAUGUUCAGAGGGAGUACUGCCACUGCUAUCUUCUGUACAAUGGUUGUAGCCUUGGGGCCUGUGCAGUUUGGAUAUACAAAUGGAUAUUCAUCACCUGCUCAAGAUAAAAUCACAAGUGAUCUUAGCCUCACAGUCUCCCAGUACUCUUUAUUCGGUUCUCUAUCCAAUGUUGGUGCGAUGGUUGGAGCCAUAGUAAGUGGGCAAAUUGCUGAUUACAUUGGACGGAAAGGGGCACUAAUAGUAGCAGCCAUCCCAAAUAUUGCAGGAUGGCUCACCAUUGCUUUUGCAAAUAAUGCUGCAUUGUUGUAUGUGGGUAGAUUAUUGACAGGCUUUGGUGUGGGAGUGAUAUCAUUCACAGUACCUGUAUAUAUUGCUGAAACAGCUCCAAAGCAAUUGCGGGGUUCUCUUGGUGCUGUAAAUCAGCUUUCUGUUACAAUUGGCAUAAUGCUGGCAUAUCUCUUUGGACUUUUUGUACCAUGGAGACCUCUGGCAAUUAUAGGUGUAACUCCUUGUGCCCUUCUGAUUCUUGGGCUAUUCUUUAUCCCAGAAUCACCAAGAUGGCUGGCUAAGACAGGCAUGAAUGCAGCUUUUGAAGGUGCAUUACAGACUCUUCGUGGGUAUGAAACUGAUGUAACAGUUGAAGAAGCUGAAAUUAAGAGUGCAGUGGAGUUGGACAAUCAGGAAAGUCAAAUCGGUUUGUCUGAACUCCGUGAGAUGCGAUAUUUAUACCCUCUGGUUAUAGGAAUUGGGUUGCUGCUAUUGCAGCAAUUGAGUGGAGUUAAUGGUAUUAUGUUCUACAGUACCUCCAUUUUCAAAUCUGCAGGAAUUUCAUCUGGCAAUGUUGCAACCCUUGGACUUGGUGCCAUCCAGGUCAUCAUGACUGCUGUAACUACAUGGUUGAUGGACAAAGCUGGUCGGCGUGUCCUCCUCAUGAUAUCAUCUGCUGGAAUGACUUUCUGCAUUUUCCUUGUGGGUCUUGCAUUUUUCUUGAAGAGCCAUGUGUCGGGAGAUUCUUAUCAAACAUUUUUCAGUGUUUUGGCCUUAUUUGGUCUGUUGUUCUACAUAAUUUCCUUCUCUCUUGGUAUAGGAGCCAUCCCAUGGGUUCUCAUGUCAGAGAUACUUCCUCCUAAUGUAAAAGGUGUUGGUGGUAGUGUUGCGACUUUGGCAAACUGGUUGUCAUCUUUUGCAGUGACCAUGACAAUCAAUCUGCUUCUACUAUGGAGUGCUGCAGGGACUUUUUGGAUUUAUGCUGGUGUGUGUCUUUUUACUCUGAUAUUUGUGGCAUUGUGGGUACCUGAAACUAAAGGCCAAGGUCUAGAAGAAAUCCAAUCAUCAUUCCGAGAAUCUUUCCGAGAAUGAAAUUGAUCUGGUUAGUGGUUACCAUUCUUUUAAGAUCUUAUUGCUGAAGGAGUUGUAUUCUAUAAUCAUCUCUUACUGUCAGCUGCUUCAAAGAGAGCUAUUGGAAGGUUUAGCACAUUCAAAAGGUUUCUUUGAGGCCAAUUUUGUUUUUGAAGAUGCACAUAUAAGUCAAAUGCUAAUGCAAAAUAGCAUGAUUAAGAAGGUGAUUAUCCGAUCACUUUUCUUCAGCAACGGGCCUGUUUUAUGUGGUGAAAGGUAUUUAUUAUAGCACAUAUCAAAUCUUUGCAUCCUCUGGAGCUUCCGUGCAAGGAUUUGCAUGUAGAUUGUAGAAACGAUUUAAAUUCAUCAAUUGUGUUGUCAAUAAGAGUUCCAUACUGCACGGAGAAAAUGAGUUCAAGAUUGUAUGUACCACUCCACCGUUGGUAAAAAUUUGUCUCAAAAUGUUUUAGUUUUAAUUUUUCUCAUGUGUAAGCAUUAUUAAUUCAUGAUAUUUAUGAUUGUAUAUUA